Molecule: messenger RNA, 1789 nt
Organism: Anopheles funestus (African malaria mosquito)
Lineage: Eukaryota; Metazoa; Arthropoda; Insecta; Diptera; Culicidae
Product: histone H2A
Exons: 1
Coding region: 10-384 (124 amino acids)
Cellular component (GO): nucleosome
Molecular function (GO): structural constituent of chromatin; DNA binding; protein heterodimerization activity
Source: RefSeq, a predicted model, not a curated record
GCUAUCAACAUGUCUGGCCGUGGCAAAGGAGGAAAAGUUAAGGGAAAGGCAAAGUCCCGCUCGAACCGUGCCGGUCUGCAGUUCCCAGUUGGCCGUAUCCAUCGUCUGCUACGCAAAGGCAACUAUGCCGAGCGCGUCGGUGCUGGUGCACCAGUGUAUUUGGCUGCCGUAAUGGAAUAUUUGGCAGCUGAAGUGCUCGAGUUGGCAGGAAACGCUGCCCGAGACAACAAGAAAACGCGCAUCAUCCCGCGUCAUCUGCAGCUGGCCAUCCGCAACGAUGAGGAAUUGAACAAGCUGUUGUCCGGCGUCACCAUUGCUCAGGGUGGUGUGUUGCCGAACAUCCAAGCCGUGCUGCUGCCGAAGAAGACCGAGAAGAAGGCCUAAGCCUAUCGCGAAAUCAGCUUCUUUCAAUCUUCCGCCAAAAACCGUCCUUUUCAGGGCGACAAAUCAUUUCGCUAAAGAUUUCAUUUGACCAUUUCUGCUGAGCCCACUGCCAACGCAUUCUCAUACCGCAGGUAAAUCCAAUAAAGUGAGAAAUGCAGGAAAAUCCUUAACACGCACUCCAAAGUCAAAAGAGUUCAAAGACUCUAGCAGCGGCAAAUCGUAGUGAAAAAUGUUCAUAUUUUAAACCUGUGCCGUAUGUGAACUCCCACAUUAUUGUAAGGAGCAAUGGAUGAAACGUUAAAAAUAGAGUCGUCUACCUGUUUUUUCACCUGGGACGAACCUAUGAGCAAGAGAUAAUUUACAUCGAUCGUAAGGGAAUAUGGAUACCUGCCUUAUGUAGGUAGCAUCCAUGGCCUUGAACCGAUGUUUUUUUAAAUGAUUUUUUUUAAUACAAUUCGUAAACCGUUAUUCUGGAAUGCACCGAGCCCAUUGCAUUCCAAUGUAUGCGAAACCAUCUCAAAACACAUUCGUCAUCAACAGCAGCAGCAACAGCAUCAGAAACAAUCCAUACGAAAGAAACAUUAUUUACUCUUACCUGUUUCAGUACGCGGCAUGCACUUCUCUCCUUUCGGUUGCUCCCUCGAUGAACCAAUUUUACUGUUAUUCGGGUUUUUUUUCCGAACGAUGCUCACUGAUCACGAUAGAAACGCAAACUUGAACUUUCACCACGAUCCUUUUGACAAUCUUGUGUAUACACGAACUCAUGCACUUUCCUUCCGAAUCCAUGCAGCUCGAUCACUAAACUUCACUCACUAGUUUGUUCACUACUCACAUUCCAAUUGCACUGAAGUUUACCUCGAUCACGAUUUCGGAUCGCUGUCCCUGUCCACCGUCGAUGCCCGGUUUCGUACCGCUGCAGCCGCUCCAUAUUAUAAUAAAAAGAAGCAGCAGCAGCAGCAACAACAACUAUUUAAAUAUAGGAGCGCAUUUUUUUCUUCCCGGCCGACGGGAUUCACUGCACGCACUCCUCGCUCGCUCUUUCGGUGAACGCACCGGAAACGCACUUUUUCCACGCAUUUUCAGUCCAGCCACGCACAAUUCAGGGACACUAAAAUCACUGUCCCUGUCCACCACCGAUGCCCGGUUUCGUACCGCUGCAGCCGCUCCAUAUUAUAAUAAAAAGAAGCAGCAGCAGCAGCAACAACAACUACUUUAAUAUAGGAGCGCAUUUUUUUCUUCCCGGCCGACGGGAUUCAAUGCACGCACUCCUCGCCCCCUUUUUCUGGGGAACGCAUCGGAAACGCACCGGAAACGUACUUUCAGUCCACUCACAUUUCUUUUCUUCCCGGCCGACGGGAUUCACUACACGCACUCCUCGCCCCCUCUCCCGGUGAACGCACCGGAA